GGGGGCCGUCGGGGCUUGUGAAAUGACAGCUCAUCUGCACUCGCGCCGCAGAUCAGCUGGAGAUAAAUCUAUAGAUUUUAUAGCGCACGCGCGCUCACUUACGUUUUCUGCGCUGCAUAGGUUUUCUUUGCUGAUUGGGCGGGCGCGCGUGAGAGAGCAGGAUUCAUGAGCUAUAUAAUCCCAUUGAAAAGGAAGCUCUUGUUUAGCCAAGUAGCAUAGAUCUAGACCACAGUCUGUUUGAUCGUAUAUUCAAAGAAAAGGAAUCUGUAGACUAAAACUAUAGAAUUACCAAAGAAUCAAUUAUACUAAUUUAUUAUACAUAAUCUUACUAUUGAGAAGAACGUUGGAUUCACACAGAGUCAGCCCAGAGAGAUCAGAACUUCAGAAGGGAUUUGAUUUCACAUAGAAUCAUGCAGUAUCCCACACCGGGAGACAACUUCCCCGACUACACUUCAUCAUCUGAUUGGGAAGGCAGGUCAUCGGAUGCUGCUGACACAAGCAACGACAGCUCCUUCAGCUUUGGCAUGGACCUUGAAAACUCUGAUGUGACCUUCAAGAUAACCUCUGAUGACCCUGCCGACCCUGGAGAAGAUGGCACAUGUACAAAGGCUCCACCCAAGAAGCCUAAGCCUCCCAGGCCCCCACCUCCAAGAAAAUCAAAACCGGAUUCGUCAUCAUCGUCCUCAUCGAAGUCGGAAAAGGUGGCCGACCUUGUGGUGCAGAAGGUCCGCUGGUUGUACCGGGAAGAGAAGAAGUGGGUUCCGUUCAUUGGAUAUGACUCGUGCCAGAUGGAAUGGAAGUAUAGGCAGGCUCAGCUACAAGUGAAGGAAGACGAAGAGGGGAUGGAUGUUGACAUUGGGACUGUUGCCGUCAGAGGAGGACUCUACGAAGUGGAUGUAGCCAAAAGGCAAUGUCAUGCUAUCUACUGGUCAGAUGAUACCGUUAAAGUGAUGAGGGGAACCUGGUUCUAUUCCAGCGGUGCAGAGCCCAUUGAAGAAGGAAUGGCGAACGAUAUCGAGAAGGAGCAUCUUGACUUGUUUACCAGAGAUAAUCCUCCGGAGCCUCCUGCUCAACCGACCAAAGGAGCUCAGAAAGCGAUGCACGAGUUAUACUUCAAAGAUUGCCAUGUAGAUUGGUAUUCCAAAGAUGCUGUAUACUUCUACAGUAACUCCACCAGUUCAAGGAUUGCAAGGUCUAUAGGCAACACACUAGGGUUUUCUAAAGCAUCCACCAGUGGGUAUAAGUUAAUGCGGGGAUACCCCACCCCAGCCAGCCUGGACGACAAGCCCCCUCCCAUCUCUCAUCUUGUCUUUGUUGUUCACGGAGUCGGAUAUGUUACGGACAAGAAAGCCAUCAUAAAGAACUGCUCUGACCUAAGAAAAUCAGCCUCCAAGGCCAUUGCAAAACACCUCCCUGACCUUAUCUCCCCUGCCUCAACUCAACGGGUCGAGUUCCUCCCAGUGGAAUGGAGAUCAAGCCUCAAGCUCGACAACGGCAUGGUCUCGGCCAUCACCCCGUACAAGCUUAAAGGUCUUAGGGUGGUGCUCAACAGUACUGGCAUGGAUGUGCUUUACUACUCUAGCCCCCUCUACAGGUCAGAGAUCAUACAGUGCGUUCAGGCCGAGGUGAACAACCUCUACGAGAUGUUCCGGCAGCGCAACGAGGGGUUCGAACCCAACGGCGGAAAGAUCUCCAUUUUCUCUCACUCUCUCGGCAGCGUCAUCAUGUACGACAUCAUCACCGGAUGGAACCCAAUCCAUCUCUACGACCACUACCUGUCGCACGAGCAGAGUCUGCAUCCCGACCUGAGCACCGUGUCUCCCGAUCAACAUGACCUUGUAGCCGAGCUGCACCAAGCUAGGAUAAGGGUAUCUGGUCUGGAGAAGCAGCUACUGGCAACCAAUCAGAUUGCAGCAGCUGUCAAUAGACCAAAGCUGAACUUCAAGGUGGAGAAUUACUUCUGCGUGGGGUCUCCUUUAGCCGUCUUUCUUGCCCUCCGAGGAGUGCGCCCCCAGGGGAACGGAUCAAUCUCUCACAUCAUCCCCAAAGCUGUCUGCAGCAGACUCUUCAACAUCUACUAUCCAUGCGACCCUGUGGCCUACAGACUAGAGCCUCUAAUACUGCGGCACUACAGCACCAUCUGCCCUCUCCAGAUCCACCGCUUCGAGGGCAAGCAGGUGGCCUACCACACCAUCAAGACCACCGCCCUGCCCGUGGCUUUAAAGACCGGUGAGGAGAUGAAGGGCAUCCAGGAAUCGGAUGCGGAGAUGCUGGGAGCGGGGGAAGAGAGGACAUCCCCGGGGUCGUCUACUUCGACCUCACCACAGCAUCUACCAAGGGGAGGAGCAGCAGGAUUCACUGGAAUGAGAGCCUGGUUCUCAAAGACAGCGGAGAAGUCUCCUGAGCUGGAGGCACUGGAAGACAUGGAGAGAGCCAUCCUGAGGAUAGAGAACAUGGCAGAAAGCAAUGAGAAGGUGGAAGAGGACGAAAUGGAAAGUGUGGAAUUGGAGCACAGGGUUGACUACGAGUUGAAAGAGAGUAACCUUGGAAGUUCCUAUCUCUCAGCACUCACCUCUCACACCUCCUACUGGACUGCAGCUGACGUGGGCCUCUUCGUCGUCUCUCAACUCUUUCCAGAGUAUGCCUUUGUGGAGUAGACUGCAUUCAUUACAGAGGGCAAGUCUCCACACUAACUCUUAGGGGGGAUGUUGGAGUCCAGAGUGAAAGUUUGGGGUCCAUGGCGGUGUUUCAUCAAUUGAUUUUAAUCUAUUUGAUGUUCGAUUGUUAAAUCAAUUGGAUUUUAAAUUUAGGGGGCUUAUGGACAUGAAGUCCUUGAUUAUGUUGUAAAAUGUUUGGGUCCAUUUGAGGUAAAAGUGUCUUAAAUCAGUUAAAUCACCAUUAAGAUUUAUUCUAAGGCUUGACACCCCCUCCCUUGUACCGAUGUGGUGUUAGUGUUUAGCAAUGCGGUAAGCCGGAUAUGUAACUUUCACCAGUCUAGAAGUGUAUCUUAGGGCUCAUUUUCUUGUACCUAUAAUUUCAUAGGUAUGCUACCUAUAUGCAGAAAUGUUUCGUUAUACAAAUUGUAUGUGUUAUUAAAAAUAUUGUUGAUUCUGGUCCUCUUAUAUGUUCAGUACCAUAAAGCAAUUUCUAAUUUUCGUUCACAUUCACAUUGCAGAAUAUACAAGUGACUCAUUAUUUGCUUUUUUACUUUAAAAAAGAAAAUAAUUAGAAUGUCACAGAUGACUUGAUCUGUUGCCCAUUGUUGUGUUAUGUAAUACAUCUACCUAUUUCUACCAACUAUUGAAUUACAUAACAUUGUAUGAAAUUGACAAGAGGCCUGAUGUGAAUUUAUAGUUGAAUGUAAGAAAGAUAUUGAAAUGACAUCCUUAUCAAGAGGACUGAUCUUAUCAUUAUUAUGAAGUUCAAAAUAUGUCUGUAUCAAUAUAUAUUAAUAUAUUUACGUUAUUUCAAAGAUAUUAUGAAAUUAUUUAUGACUUGCAAACUCAUUUGUGGAAUAUGUUGAACAUGUUACAUUCAAUCUUCAUAUAGAUGAUUUAAGAAUCUAAUUCUUUCACUGCUUCUUAACUUAUAUUUGUUGUUCAAAGAAAAGGCUUUAUAUGUAUGCCAAAGUUUGCUUGCCUUUGAUUUACACACCUCUUCAUUUGAUAAACGUGUAUCCAGCUUUAAAUUUGCAAUUUGUUGAUGAAGGCUUAUAUCAAAGUACUCAUACGCUGUUAAUUUACACUUAAUGUAUAUAAUGUUAUGUAAAAUAUGAACAAUUAUGAGUGACUGAGAUUAACAUGCACACUUGAUAUAAAUAUCUUCAAUUUUUAAAUAUUAAAGAUUAUUCCUUGAAAUGCAGUGUGCGUGGAUAAUGGUUGAUGGAGCUAAAGCUGGCUUCAGGUCUUCAGGAUGGUAAACGUGUAAUUCGAUGGCUAUUUCGAGGAAAAAGUGAUGUUCUGUCAUAUGAUAUGUACCAUACACAUGUCACAAACAUCUAUAUUUCUAAUUUAAACAGUAUUGUGUUUAUUUCAGGUUAUAUUACCGGUAUGUAAUUUAUGUAUUAAAGCGCACUGAUAUGUCUUAGGACAGGGAUUGGGCUAUAUAAGUGGUACGUUUAUUAUUAUUAUUAAACAGAAUAUUGUUAUUAAGUUCUUCUACAAUUAUUUACAGCUGGCUUGUAAGACAUUUAGAAGACAAAAAAAUCUUGAUCUUAAGUAUAUUUAUUGUAUGAUGAUAUUUACAGAUUAUUUAUUAUAUAUCUUUUGAAGCCAAUGAUAAAGGUUGCUUGUAUCAGUAUUGUAUUUUUUUCCUUCACGGAAUUACUGCCUCUGAAUAUUCAAGACAUGCAUUCCUACUUAUAAUUUAUUGAUAUUUAUGUUAUGAAAGAUAUUAUGUGAAUAUGUGUUCUUGCAAAGGUAUUUCAUAUUUGUAGUAUGACAUAUAUCAAUAUAAGUUUAAAGAUUGUGUGUAGUGGUAGAAUUUAUGCAAAGUACAUUUGGGGGGGGGGGAAUAAUUGGAGUAUACAACCAUAUGUGCCAUUGGUAUUUGAAUGUAAUUCAGUCUUAAUAGUGUAAUAACGUCUUUAUAUUUUCAUCCAUUUCCCUACUCAUUUCGCCUUCCUGUAUUCCAUUUCAUUUACAUUCUUCUCUUCUUUCAAAAUGAAUGCUACAUGUACUGGUACCUUGCAUAUUGUCCGCUCGUCGGUGUUCUAGUAUCUUAUUUUGUGAUUAGCCAGGGGUGAUAGUGAGCACUAAAAAAAAUAGGUUUUUUGUUUUCGCCUCAACCACGCCCCCCUUGAGUAAAAAAAAAGAAGAGGAUUCGCGAGCAAAAAAUUGCAUCUAAUAACA
Molecule: messenger RNA, 4850 nt
Organism: Strongylocentrotus purpuratus (purple sea urchin)
Lineage: Eukaryota; Metazoa; Echinodermata; Echinoidea; Camarodonta; Strongylocentrotidae
Gene: ddhd1
Product: phospholipase DDHD1
Exons: 12
Coding region: 411-2657 (748 amino acids)
Cellular component (GO): cytoplasm
Molecular function (GO): metal ion binding; glycerophospholipase activity
Source: RefSeq, a predicted model, not a curated record